AGUGUCCAGCGUCCGUGAUGCGAGAAAAGCUCUGAAUUAUGCCAACCCAAGCCACUACCCCCCAAGAAUAUCGUCGCCUUGAGCGGUGGAACGCCUGCGCAAGAACUAGCAGCUUCAGAGAUUCUGCAAUCGCUCGUCUGAUGCCUCUGCAAUAUCGUAGUGUAGAGGGUCUGGUGGAUCAUGGGCCUUCACUCGACUCACUCCGCCGCUACUGGAGCAGCUCCAACACUAGUAGUAGUGAUCAAGACAGUGGUAAGCAAGCUCCUUAUAUAUUUCCUUUCGCCGCUCUUGUGGACAAAUCUAGCUUCAAUUUGUGAUCCAGUCAAUCUUCAAAGAUCGAAGCCUUCGCAUUUGUGCUCAAGUUCGCACGUAUGUAUUGAGACGGUGAGCCUUGAUGUUUGUUGGUGGAGAGGCCAAAACGAAUCGAGGUUCCCUACCUUGCAAACUUACCAUCACCGAGAACCGACGUGGGGUUCGAGCCUCAACUCUACACAAAUGGAACAUCAAGGAGGGAGCUCCAAGAGAGGAGAACGCUCUCAGGGGCGCAAUGUUUCUAACAUAAUUGCAGAAGAAGCUCUCAAUACCCCAUCCAGCGAAGAUGGCGACCGACACAUCACAGCGGACCGAUCGACUCUAGCCCAGAGCGCAUACGCAGACGAGUCAUCGCCAGAGCUCUUUCACCGGGUCCAGCACGACAGCUCGAUCCUUGCACUGACGGUUUCCGACAAAUUCAUAUACGCCGGAACACAAGAUGGCGACAUUCUAGCGUGGUCGCUGGCUUCGUACGAACUCGUCGCCCGGAUAAAAGCACACAAACGAGCCGUCCUCUGCCUCACUCUGUCGCAAGAUGGCCAGCUCCUCUUCUCUGGCGCAGGAGACGCCAUUGUCAAUGCAUGGUGCCCAUACAGCCUCAAGCGCAAAUACCACAUCUACAGCACGUACGAUGUUGGCGACAUCUUCAGCGUGGCGUACUCGACCCAAUUCCAAACCAUAUAUCUCGGAGCGCAGAACACAAGCAUUCAAUGGUGCAGCCUGAAAGAUUCGGAUUCCAGGCAGACGCCGAAUGAGGAGGGACACCCAGAUAAGCGGAACCACAGGUUCUUCGACUCCAAGCAGGCUGGGGCGAAAGGGCCAACUCGCUCUGCGUCGCCUGGGCGCUCUGCUCAGUUGGCGACUGGCGGCGAUAUUCUCGAGAUUGACCAGGCGCAUAUGAAGCACUACGCACACUUUGGAUAUGUAUACUGCAUGCUCAUGGUGCGUGGUGCGAGCAGGCUGGUCGAGCCGGAUGAGGAAAUACUUAUAUCUGGUGGGGGUGAUGGGUCGAUCAAGCUUUGGAAGCUCAGCGAGGAUCCAAAUGAUGUGAUUGAGGAGAUUGCUUGCCUCGGUGAAGAUGAUGCGGAGUCUGUGCUAUCCCUCGCCUUGGAUGGAUCUUUCCUAUACAGCGGAAAGCUUCGGGGCGUCAUUGAGUUGUGGGAUUUUGACACUAAGCAAAAGCUCCGGGUUAUCAAGGCUCACAAUGGGGAUGUGAUGGCUCUCCAGAUGGGCUGGGGUUUCCUAUUCAGUGCUGGGGCUACCGGAUUCUCAAGGAAAUACAGUACCGUGCAGUAUGGCCAGUACAAUCGGAGCUCGGAAAACUUCUCCCAGAAGUAUCAGUGCAUGAACCGCUGGAAGAGCCAUGAAGGCAAGGUUAUGGCAUCCGCGACAACCAACUACAACGGCCAGCGCUUCUACAUUACCGGAGCUAGCGAUAGCUCAGUAUCGAUUUGGAACUUCAGCGAAAGCCACCCCAGGGCCAACAGUGUUGGGGAAUUCCAAGAAGACGUCCUUAUUAAGUCACUGCAGGAAUUUGUGUCCUACAAGACCAUUUCAUCGAGACCUGAUCACGCCGAGGAUUGCCGCCGCGGUGCCACUUUCUUGCGAAAGCUUUUCAAGAAGUAUGGUGCGGAGACUGAGAUGUUGAACACUGAUAACCACCACAACCCGGUGGUUUUUGCAAGGUUCAGCGGGAAACAGGCCAUAUCUGCGAAGCGCAAGAAGAUCCUGUUCUAUGGACAUUACGAUGUUGUUGGUGCCGAUGAUAAGAAGGGAAAUUGGAUUAUCGACCCGUUCCAGAUGAAGGGCAUCAAUGGCUACCUGUAUGGUAGAGGAGUGUCUGAUAAUAAGGGGCCUAUAAUGGCGGCAUUGUACGCUGUUGUCGACUGCAAAAACGAAGGGUUGCUUGAUUCCGACGUUGUAUUUCUCAUCGAAGGCGAGGAAGAGUCUGGGUCGAGAGGGUUCAUGGAGGCUGUCAAGCGCAACAAGGAGCUUAUUGGAGACAUCGACUACAUCUUACUUGCAAACAGUUACUGGCUCGAUGACGACGUUCCAUGCUUGACAUACGGUCUUAGAGGUGUCCUCCACGCCACCAUCAGCGUUGACAGCAACCACCCUGAUGUCCACAGUGGUGUUGACGGAAGUUUCAUGAUGGAUGAGCCGCUCUUCGAUUUGACGUCCAUCCUCUCAGAGUUGAAGGGCCGCCACAAUCACAUCAAAAUCCCAGGGUUCUACGAUAAUAUCCUACCAGUGACGGAAGCCGAAGAAGCCCGCUACGACGAUAUUACAGAUACCCUAAUCCGCCGAAACCCCGAGCUGGGACCAGCCUCCGCCCUCAAAGCAUCGCUAAUGGCUCGAUGGCGCCAGCCCAACCUAACAGUCCACCGCUACAAAGUCUCCGGCCCCGAAGGCUCCCUCGUAUCCUGCCACGCCAGCGCCGCCAUCUCUCUCCGCCUCGUCCCAAACCAAGAAGUAGAGGAUGUCAUCGAGUCCCUCAAAACCUACCUCAACGCCGCCUUCCAAGAACUAGACACCCAUAACCAUCUCACCAUUACCAUCGACAACCAAGCCGAGCCUUGGCUCGGAAACCCCGAUAACGCUAUCUUCCAGACUCUCGAAAAGGCAAUCAUGGAAGUCUGGGGUCCCAUCGAUCCUCCUACCCGGCCCUCCCCCCGCAAAGACACACCGAAACCACAGAGUGCUAUACAAGCCAGCCCAAGCCUCAAACCAACGCCCGCUACGGCUAACCUCCUCACCAAUGGCAACGAUCACACCUCUCUCGCGAACAUGCGUGAGCCUACGCUCCCCGCUGACGGCGACGAGGCGCCAAAGGGGAGGAAGCCGCUGUAUAUCAGAGAGGGCGGCAGUAUCCCCAGCAUCCGCUUUUUGGAGAAGGAGUUUGGGGCACCCGCGGCGCAUCUGCCGUGCGGGCAGGCGAGCGAUAGCGCGCAUUUGGAUAAUGAGCGGUUGAGGUUGACGAAUCUGUUUAAGAGUCGGGAGAUCUUUAGGAAGGUGUUUGUGGAGCUUCCUAAGAAAUGAGGAGGGGGGAAGGAGUAGGACAUUUGUUUGGAUUUUUAUGUCUUUGUUUAGUGUGCAGUGGGGGUGGGUAACUAUGCGUUCCUCGGGUGUGGCGCUUUUAGAUAGGGCUUGGUUGGAUCUGGAUAAGCCCUUUGGAGUUUUCAGGCUGGCGGACUUGUUUUCAGCGGGUAGGGCCGGUGGGAUGUCUGUUCUCAGGUUAAUGUAAUAUUAGAUGAACACCGGCGAUUCGCGGAACACGAGUUCGCAUGCCCAUAUGAACUCCUUGUGCUCCUUUAUGUUCUUGCCACGGUAUUCAGGUGGGCAUGCGAAGGCUAGCAUGGUUACGGCGUUGGGGGUAGGUCGACUGGCUCCCUUCUUCGUCGUCGGAUUCAGAGCCGGCCUGGCGUUUUGACGACGAUUCAGACCGUUGAGGUGGGGCUCGCGAGGGCUGACUGUGGUUCUCGUCGAGGUCCCCCCGUUGGAGCUGGUAUUCGAGUUCAUCGAUGCGGGCUUGAACCGCUCGCUGUUCGAGUUGCUUUCUUAGUUACGCUCUCGUUGGAGCAGGGCUUCUAGUGGGUCCUGCUCGUCGUUCUCCGGGUGGGGUUCUCCUCUCCCAACUGCCUCGCUCUCAAGGUCUGUCGACGGUGAGUCGUCCCUCCGUUCGUAGGUAGUUGUUAAAAACUAGCCGCUGGCUUCCUAUUGAAGCCAGCUCCGUCCUACAUAUACCCUUGUGCCGUGCUCUCCUUGAACCAAGGCCUUAGCGACUUUGGUACUCCUCUUGGUUAUCCUUGGUAUCCUCGGCCGGAGCCCCUGACCGUGACAAUUGUCGAUAUGGAAGAGCAAGCGCCCCUUUGUGCGAGGAUUCGAAACUGAGUAGUACACUUCUAAAUGUCACUGUAGGAGAGUACUACUGACUUCUCCAACCCAACCAAUAUUCCAGGCCAAGCUGCCUAUUCAUGACAGAUGGGACGACUGUCUCGUAACUCAUUGUAUACGUCGGUUUUUUGUUGUCUUCCAUACGAAAUGCGGUCGGUUGCCAUCGUCUCCCCAAACCCUUCGUCUUCCCCGGACACGACAAUUAUGGAUAGGAUAGGAUUGGAUUCUUUGCUGUUUCAAAGUAUAUUAUGGAAAAUUUGAAUUUACUCGAUAUAUUU
Messenger RNA from Pseudogymnoascus destructans, 4484 nucleotides. RefSeq lists its product as uncharacterized. Bases 181 to 3351 code for a protein of 1056 amino acids. The record is from RefSeq and is a predicted model, not a curated record. Lineage: Eukaryota; Fungi; Ascomycota; Leotiomycetes; Thelebolales; Thelebolaceae. Gene Ontology annotation, molecular function: protein binding; peptidase activity. Gene Ontology annotation, biological process: proteolysis; glutathione catabolic process. The transcript has 2 exons.